Molecule: messenger RNA, 1304 nt
Organism: Erpetoichthys calabaricus (reedfish)
Lineage: Eukaryota; Metazoa; Chordata; Cladistia; Polypteriformes; Polypteridae
Product: early activation antigen CD69-like
Exons: 7
Coding region: 76-750 (224 amino acids)
Source: RefSeq, a predicted model, not a curated record
GUUUGUUACUUCUGAGCCCUUUAGCAGCAGAGAAGCACUUUGAGCAAUAAAUCAUCAAAGAACAUUUACAGUAAUAUGCCGAGAGGGGACACAGAAACGGGAAAACAAGAAGCUUGGAGAACCAGCAUCUACCUGUCCUCAGGAAAAUCUGACUGGACCACAGGAAACUCUACCACUUCUCGACAAGAUACUGAAAGUAGCUGCUGCCUUAAGAUAUGGACUGCCAUAGCUUUGGUUCUUUUUGGAGGUCUCUUAGCUGCCUAUAGAGUUGUUGAAUACAGGUGGAUAUUACAAGUGGGUCCAAACAUCAGCCAGAACAUAACCGAGGCCCUGGGAUAUCAAGGAAAUAUAAGUGAAGAAAUACCAUGGAGAAAAUUUAAUGAUCGUUUGUAUUAUUUUGAAAAGAAUAAUAAACUUAAAUGGGAGGCUGCAGCUGAGUUUUGUCGUAAACACAAAGCAACAUUAAUAGUAUUCAGAGAACAAAAUGAUUGGGAAGGAAAUAAGGAAUUCAUUUCAAAUCACUCAGUUGGCAGCAUUUGGAUUGGAUAUACAAGAGAACCUGGCAAAACGUGGCACUGGGUCCAUGAAGCCAAAAUAAAUACAGCAAGAUAUCGACCAAAGAUUUUGCAAGACAAUGAUGGAAAUAAUUGUGCCAACAUGAUGAACAAAGAGUUCUUUGCAGCACCUUGUAAAUCACAUCAUUUUUUCAUCUGUGAAAAAUAUUUGUCUGUUAGUGAUUCUGUUGUAUAAUAUGAAGCUAAUGUGCAAAUAACCCCUGUUGAUGCUAUUUAAGAUUUGUAUUUAAGUAAAUAAAGUCAUUAUAUUCUGCUUAAGUUCUUGGUGUAUAGGAACGUAAACAUUCUUUAUUUCAGAAUUUCUUUAGCCUGGGUGACAAAGUCAAACAUUAUACGUUGGUAUGAUUUCACUUCUUCAUUUUUGGAGAGGAGAGUUUUUUCUCUUUUGAUGCUCACAUGGAGCUUGAAAAUAUCUUCCACAUAAGAAAGAUGACUUUUCUCAUCAGUCAUUCCAACGUAUCCACUUGAGGCUCUAUUAUUUAAUGGUCCUCUAUACCUUAAACUGAGGCUGCAAACCCAAACCUGGCUGAGACUUCCAGAAACGUCCCAUUGUGUCCUCCAAACCUUCUACUAUUACUAGGUGAUCCAGGCCAUGUAUUAUUCUAAGACUAAUUUGCCUUAUUUGGAGAUGCUAAUAUUUGUCUUUGUAAUGUGUGGGGUUUGUUAAUACCCAAAUCUAGUCCUAUGAGGAGAUGUCCUCCUUUUUAGCUCCCCUACAGAGAAAGCAUA